CCCAACCGCCUCGGAGCAGCGUCGUCUUCCUCGCGCCGCCGCCGUUUCUCAGUUCCAGCUCCCCUGAGGCCCUGACCUCAUCCGGGUCCGGCGGGAGUAAUCGGAGCCGCUGAUCAGAUGCGGCGUGCGGGUCCUUGCUCAGCGGCGGGGCUGGGAGGUUCGAUCGGAUUAGAUGUGGAAGCCAUGGCGGUUACCCCUCGCAAUUCGUAUCCGGCAUCUCAGGCGAGGAGCCAAGAUUGGAGUCAGAGGCUUUGCCAAUGAUGCCCCGGAGCUGAGCUCUAACAGAGGGAGCUUGUUGAGAGGUGGAAGCAGCCACGUUGGGGAGAAGCGCAAUUCAAUCCUUGCAGGCGCUCCAGAGGAAGCUGGGUCUGAUUUGGAGCAGAAAACUGGAGAAAAGUUUAAAAACGAUGUCCGUUCUGCAGUAAAAUCGUGCUCUGGCAUUGGGAGUCUGGUUAUAGCCAAGUGCUCUCACAUAUUUGAGAGCAGAGGGGACAACUUUGAUGGGAAGUGCAGCUUACAAGAUGUUCUUAAGCCUGGUUUGUGGCUCUCGCCAGAGACCCUCCGCCGGUUCUGGCGUGUCUCUGAGCUGAAACCUGAGGAUUUUCUUGACAUUUUGAUUGGUUUUGGGUCCAGCGCGGCACAAGUGAGAAAUGCGAGAUUCUUGUGGAAUUUGUACAGGUGGGCGUCACAGCAGAGCAAGGAGUUCCAACAUCUGCCAAGGUCAAAUGAGACCAUGGUAUCUGUACUUGCAGAUGCUCAUAUGCUCAGUCAAGCUGAAUCGCUACUGCUCUCAUUGGAUGAUCAUAUGGGUCUGCCUGUUUCAAGUGAACUAUUCAGUCGGAUUAUCCAGGUGUAUUCAGAAGCAAACAACCUCGAGAAAUCAGUUGCACUCUAUGAUUAUGCAAGGUGUAAGCGUUUGAUUCCUUCAGUUUCAUGCUAUCAGUUACUUCUUCAUUUUCUGAUCAGAAUGGGAAAGGAUGACUUGAUUUUAAGAGUAUAUUUGGACAUGCUAGAAGUUGGAUUCGGUUCUUGCACCAAAGGAGACGUUCUUGAUUCUGUUGUCAUGGCUUUAAUCAAGAAAAAUAAAUUUGCGCAAGCUCUUGGUAUACUAAGGCAACUAAAGAGUUUGGGCAUUAAAUUAAGCAAGGGAUCCCUAUCAAUUGUAGUAGAAGAAUUUAACAAGAGAAAGGAUAUUGGGGAUAUGAUGAACUUUUUGGAAGAGUGGAGGUGUUUACCUGAGUUGCGUCUUUGCAACAGAAUCCUUGCAUCUUCAUGCACCAAUGUUGGUACUGAUCAGGCAUGGUUGAUCUUCCAAAGAUUGGAGGACUUAGGGUUUGCUCCGGAUGCUACUACUUUUGGAAUUUUCAUAUUUCAUAGCUGUAGAGAAAUGAAACUGAAAUCUGCAUUCGUAUAUUUAUCGGAGUGCUUUUCUAGACAUAUUAAACCUAGAGUGUGUGCUUAUAAUGCUAUUUUAGGUGGUGUUUUCAGGGAGGGACUGUACAGACAUGCAAAGUAUAUCUUUGAAGAUAUGGUUGAAAGAAAAGUAACACCCAAUAUUUCAACAUAUAAGAUAAUUCUGGCAGGAUAUUGCUGGUACAGACAGUUUGAUGAUAUUGAGCAAGUCUUGAGGGAUAUGAAAACCAUUGGUGUAAAUGAUUUCCCCUCUGGAAACUGUGCUUUCUCUAAGGCCUUAUCAUUCUUGGGGCUAGAUCACCUAGGAGUGAAAAUUAAGAGAGAUAAUGCCACUGGUUUCCCGAAAGCUGAGUUUUUUGAUUCAGUUGGCAACGGACUGUAUUUGGACACUGAUUCCAAAAAGUUUGAGAUUUCAUUGGCACAUAUUUUGGAUACGGCAAUUCACCCAGUUGUUAACUCAGAGCUAGUCAGUGCAUCUCAGCAAGGCAAUGUUGCAAGUGCUCUUCUUGUGAAAGAUGAAGCUUUUCAGUGGGGAUAUGACAUUUCACCAGCUAGCUGCUUAGAACUAUUCAAGGCCUUAUGUGUGAGCCCUGCAUAUUUAUUAGAUGCCAUUGACCUUAUGGAGGAGAUGCCGGAUAUAUUUGACAAGUUUGGUGCUCACAAUCUUAAUUUAGUUAUCCAAACAAUGAGUAGGAAAGGGAUGUCAGCUCAUGCAAGACUGGUUUUAGAAAAAAUGUUCAGAGAAGGCUUGUCAAUAAGUAAAGACACAUAUACUUAUUUGAUGCUAGGCUUCUGUAAAGAAAGGAACAUAGCAGGGUUUUGGGAUUGUUUGAAUCUUGCAACAAAGUAUAGGUGGUCACCUGAUAGCAAGGAUAUGAUGGCCCUCACAAAUUGCUUGUGCAAAUGGGGAGUAAUUGAGGAAGCCCUGAAGUUUAUGAACCCAUUAUUUGACUGUUAUCCUGAUCUGUUUUCCAGUGCAUAUUUUGCACUUCUCAAAGAAUUGUGCAGGACAGGUUAUACCAGUGUUGGAUGUGCAAUGUUGGAGGCUCUCAAAGAAAAGGGUAUGGUUGUGGAUCACUCGCUACUGAUUUGUGUGAUGGAGGGCUUCCUAAAGGAGCAGAGGACUGCUGAAUCAAUUGGAAUGUAUGACAUCUGGUUUAACAGAUGCAAAGAACUAGAUGCAUUUACUUACCGAUCUGUGUUGCCUUCAUUACCAUGGCUUGAUACAGAUCGAGCCAAGAACUUGGCAGAAUCUGCACUGACCAUGGAAUUUCCUGAAUUCUCAUAUUGCAGUUGCAUUUUGAAGGAAUUAGUGCAAACAGGAAAUAUGAAGCUGGUCAUGUCAGUCUUGCCAGAAUCAACUCAUGGGAAGCUCAGUGGCACCUUGUUAAAUUCCUUGCUUCAAGCAUAUGGUUGUCUAAAAAAUUGGAGAAAGUUAGAUGCAGUUCUUUGCAUGAUGCUAAAGAUGGAUGAUGACCUUUCUAUACCUAGCUAUCGCUUCCUUGUCUGUAGAAUGUGUGAGCAAAGUCGGUUUUCUAGUGCAUCAAGCCUUAGAGCACUGUUCCAACAUAGUGACAAGUCAAGAGAGUUAAUUACAUGCAACAUUCUCAUAUUUUAUCUUUCUCAGAGAAGAAACACCUCGCAGGUUCAUGAUUUAUUGAAGGACAUGGAAUGUAAUGGUAUUUCUCCUGACAGAACGACCUAUGACUUCCUUGUCUAUGGAUUUCACAAGUCUGGAGAUACCGAUAGUUCAGUUAGUAUGCUUGAUGCCUGUAUUUCUCAGGGAUUACAACCAAGCAACCGCAGUCUCAGAAUAGUGUUGAGUCAUUACUGCACGCUAGGAAACCUUGAGAAAUCACUAGCAUUAUUUCAAUUGAUUGAGAGCAGUGGAUGGAAGCAUGGUUUAAUCAUUAAAACCACCCUCACUUCAUGUCUCCUUUCAUUUGGGAGACAUUUGGAAGCAAAGUCAUGUCUGAACAACCUGAGCAAAAGUGAAUUUAUCGGAUCGUACAUGAAUUUUGAUGGACUCAUCAAGAAAUUCUGCACAAUAGGAGACUUGAGAAUGUCUCUUAACCUGCUAAAUACAAUGUUAAAGAAGGGCAAACUACCUAGUGAAGUCAGUUACAGCUCUGUCAUAUACAGGCUGUGUAUUUUGAAAGAAUUUGAUCAGGCACUUGAUUUUCUUGCUGAAAUGCAAUUCGCAAGCCUAAGACCAAGUGAGUCCUCCUGUGAUGCACUUGUACAUGGUCUUUGUGCCCUGGGAAGAACUUGUGAUGCUAGGAAGAUUUUGGAAAUGCUAACCACCUUGGGAUCCACACCAUCCCAUGGCAUGUAUAGAGUUGUUCUUGAUAGCUAUUGCAGAAACAGCAAUCUACAGAAGGCUACGGCACUUUUGCAUGACAUGCAACAAGCAGGCCAAGUACCCAACUUUGAGAUGCAUUGGUCUAUUAUAAGCAAUUUCAGCAGUACCAACAAGAAAACUGAAGGAAAUGGAGAGCCCAUUUUGCCAAACCUUUUUCUUUGUGCGAAUCCCCCAUAAUGUGAUAUGUUGUUUUUGGAAAAUGGUAACUGAUGCCUAUUGUCAAGUUAAACCCUAGUGGAACUGACAAAUCUUAGUCAAACCAAGCCUAUGGCAACUCAAAUGUUCUUGGGAAUGAAGGCUCAUAGAAUGUGAGAAUACAUAGGAGGGAAAACUAUGUAUCUUUUUUUUUAACUAUCAAAAGAGGGAAUCAAGUCAUUACUUGAGCCAUCACAACUUUCUCUGCAACUUAGCUUACAGGGUGUGCCCCUGCUAAAGGGAUUAUUCGAAGGUAGUAGCAUUAUCUCUCUUAAGAAUGAAAAAAGUGAUAUUGAAAAGUUGGCUUUUCAUCAUUGGCAUGGACGGAAAGUAAAUGUGAACUACCUUUUGCAUUGACCAAGACAUGCUGAUAUUAUCACUCCAGCAAAGGUAAUUUGCUCCUAGUGCUUUUCGAUCCCUCUAAAUAGAAGACUGCAGUCAAUUGCAGAUGAGGUUUCUUUCGUUGUGGAAUUGUGGGGAGCAGGUUAGCAGCUGUGAGAGUCAGAGAUGACCCUUCAUCACAAUCGUGAUUCGUGAGUCUGCAGCAAAUGGAUUUAGUCAUUGUUUGGAUUCAAUGGGGCUGUCAUCUCCAUCCAUGUUCGGUGAAGCAUCACUUGCUUUUGGGAUAUCACUGAAGCUAUAAAUACGACCUUCAACACCUCUGUAAAAGUGGAACAAUGGCAAGACAUGGACAUUGAGACGCUUACAGAUCUCCGUCUGUUCAUUAUAGUUGACCAUAAGAAAUUGAAGUCCUGGAUGCAUAGCGGCAAACUGAUUGACCUUUGUGCACAUUUGACAAAAAAGUAUUAUAUCAAUAUAAAUUUAUGUAGAACAUGUAUUUGUUUCUCCUGUCGAUAAUUGCAAAAUUGUUGAAUUUUCGUGCUUGUCUUCUUUUACCUUAGAGUGUAGCGCCUUACAAGCUCCACAGCCUGGUGAAAAGAAGUGCACCACUGUGAACUUAUCUCCAGCCAUCAGAAGCUGUUUAUCAAAAUCUUCUUGAGAUUUGGUAUUCUUCAUGUUGCUCUCCAUGUCCUUCUCCCACCACUUUGUGCGAAUACCCUAAUAUCAUGACUAAAUAUCAGUGCCAUCUUUGUCGUGCUUGAGCAUGUGUUUGAAUGAAUGUUUAAGUUGUGUCAUUUUUUUAAUGAAACUGUUAAAUUUCUCUGUUUUGAUGCAAAUUUUACUGUAAGCUUAGACGGAGAAGGCAUUUUAAGCCAACAACUUUUUAGAAUUUCAACUUUUCAUUAUUGCAUAAUAUAUCUGACCAAGCAGCUAAAUCUCUUCAAAAAUAAAACUACUCAGUGAAUAAUCUGUUCCCUAAAGUACUGCAGUUGUGUAGCUCCAUUGCUACUAAUAUAGAAAUUUCUUCCUGAACCAAUACCAUUUUGAAUGCACAUGUUUAUUUUCUGUACUAAAUAAAUAGGCAGCAUGAUUUAUUUUCUGUACUAAAUAAAGAAGCAUAUUUAUUGAGUUGAACUGGAUAUUGCCUUUAUUCUAGCUGGAAAGCCUUCCUAGCAACUUGUGUGUUUGUGAUUCAAAUAUGUCCAACAAUUUAAGUCAGCAUUUUCCUUUUGUUUUAAAAGUAAUGGCAUAAGAUCAUAUAUUUCUGAGCAGUAACGAAAUUACCUUCUUGGGAUCUUUUGGUGCAGCUCUGGUGAUCUGCCAACUACUUGAGGCGACCUUUUCUGUGGGCAAGAAUUGCUUCCCCUUGAUCCCAUUGUGGUUCCACAUCAGAUCCGUUGCUCGUGUAUCCACGAUGAGAUGAACAACCAACAAACCAAUGGUUUAUCAAGGCUGAAGCCAUCAACAUCACUGAACUGGAAACAGAAAGAAUAUAUAACAAUCAUUAUCUUCAUGAAAAAUGCUACAGAAAAGAGUGCAUUUAAAAGUAAACAUGCCUGAAACUAACUGGCAGGCUCUCAAAAUCUGGAAAUCUUGUGAUGGUGAAAUGGGGAUGGCCAUGCUGAGCUAUUUAUAGUUGAAGAAAGUUUUGUUUCAGAAGCAAAGUAUACCCAAUCCUUGCUACACAACAUGUUUUCUUAAACCUUUUUAGUUCGAUGUUUAUCACUUAAUGUUCUGUUGCUUAUCCAAAUUCACAUAUGUACAGUCAGGAAUUUUGUUUCUUGUGGUCAGGUUUUGGAUUUGUUAGGUGCUUUGUUUCUUCUGUUACCUAUCUCCAAGCUUUACUUUGGUGUUUCUUACACGCCCUGCCAACUUUUAUUUGAGGCGGCUCGUCUUAUGCUCCGGAAGGGAGAAAGCUGAUGUAUUUGGAUAAAAGAUGAGCUAGAGUGCUCGUCUCUUUGUUGCCGCUCUUCAUGCAUUGUGGAUAUAUGAUAUAUGAAUGAUGUGUAAAUGUUAUAUCUAUGUAUUAAUCUACUUUACUGGAA
This is a messenger RNA of Setaria italica (foxtail millet), 6357 nucleotides long. Its product is annotated as pentatricopeptide repeat-containing protein At5g15280, mitochondrial. The transcript has 4 exons. NCBI's taxonomy places the organism in Eukaryota, Viridiplantae, Streptophyta, Magnoliopsida, Poales, Poaceae. The record is from RefSeq and is a predicted model, not a curated record. Gene Ontology annotation, molecular function: protein binding. The coding region runs from base 173 to 3952 and encodes 1259 amino acids.